This is a messenger RNA of Yamadazyma jaroonii, 732 nucleotides long. The record is from the annotation of a GenBank genome assembly. Lineage: Eukaryota; Fungi; Ascomycota; Pichiomycetes; Serinales; Debaryomycetaceae.
AUGAUUGCAUUCUUAUACUUGAUCACAUUUUCCCUUGCAUUGAUUACCAACUUAAAGUCCACUGGCCCAUCAAUGAGUCCCGUUGGUAAACUCGGUGGGUUCGUUUCAAAGAAUCCAGCAACACUCAAGUUUUCUGGAUCCCAUGUGUGUGAUAAAUAUUCAACAAUCUUGAAGUAUGGUAAUAAUACUGAUUUCCCCGUGAUUUAUAACAUGUACAUCGUAGAAUCUGAUGGUAAUUAUACCAUUGAUGUUUAUUUCAAGAAUUUGAAGACCACUAACGAAUUUUCCUUAUUCAACGUAACUGACAGAACAGAAUUGGAAACAUUCAACCCAGUUUUGGUUUCAACUCAAGAAAAUGGCAUUGAAGUUAAAUUAAACAUGUCCAAAGGUUUAUUAUGCCAAUUUUUGUAUAAAUUCACCGUAGCUUACCAAUUAACAUCUAAUUCCACUGAAAGUGACAAGAUCUUACUUGCAGGAUCCUGUCAAUUGAACGAAAAGUUUUAUCCAGAGGAAUACAAUAACUAUAUUUCUCAAGGGUUCAAAUGUAUGGAUUACAAUUCAGAUUUCAAAUUUAGUGGAGGUAUUGAUACUUGUCAUGUACAAUACGAUGGUAAUCAAUGCUGUCAAACUUAUGAAAAUGAUGAGAUAGUUAGCAGACAAUGUGGGUCAAAUUCAGAGUCAUAUAGUGUAACCACUCCAUUGAUGCAAGUAAGACAGACUGAAAGUCCUUAA